This is a messenger RNA of Pistacia vera, 735 nucleotides long. Its product is annotated as universal stress protein PHOS34-like. The record is from RefSeq and is a predicted model, not a curated record. Lineage: Eukaryota; Viridiplantae; Streptophyta; Magnoliopsida; Sapindales; Anacardiaceae. The transcript is spliced from 4 exons. Bases 104 to 601 code for a protein of 165 amino acids.
AACAAUCGAAACUGCCGCCUAUAAGUCUCGAUUCCUUUUGUUCAUUUAUCAACAUCUUUAAGACUGAAAUUUUGUUGAGACAAUCAAGUAUAAGGUUGUUAGGAUGGAAGGAGUGAACAUGAAAAAGAGCGAGGGCAAGAUUGUGGUAGCAGUGGAUGAGAGCGAGGAGAGCAUGUAUGCACUUUCCUGGUGUCUCACCAAUCUAUUUUCUCAAAGUAGCAAUAGUACUCUUGUCCUCCUCUACGUCAAACCUCCACCUCCUGUCUACUCCCCCUUCGAUGCUGCAGGGUAUAUGUUCACUAAUGACGCGGUAAAGACCAUGGAAAAAUACGGAAGUGAAAUGGUGAAUUCAGUGAUGCAACGAGCUGAAGCUGUGUAUAGCAACUUCGGAAGCAGUAUAAAUGUUCAUAGAGUAGUUGGAUGUGGAGAAGCCAAGGAUGUGAUAUGUGGUAUUGUGGAUAAACUUAGAGCUGACACCUUGAUCAUGGGAAGCCACGGUUAUGGUUUCAUCAAUAGGGCUCUUCUGGGAAGUGUGAGUGAUUAUUGUGCCAAGCAUGUCAAGUGUCCAGUGGUAAUCGUGAAGCAUGGGGAGGAGAUAUGAAAUUAGUUUUUAUUCCUUAAAUAUGAUGAAUGAUUCUAGCUUUCCACAAGCACAUGUAUAAAGUUAUAACAGAGUGUGGGUGAUCUGCAACUGCUUGAAUAGUUAUGAUACUUGCUUGUUCUUGUCUGAUUCCA